Molecule: messenger RNA, 1421 nt
Organism: Spirodela intermedia
Lineage: Eukaryota; Viridiplantae; Streptophyta; Magnoliopsida; Alismatales; Araceae
Source: the annotation of a GenBank genome assembly
AUGGGCAGCUUCGUCAUGGAGGAGCGGAAGGUCAUCGGCUGGGCCGCGAGGGAUGCCUCCGGCGUGCUCUCCCCCUACACCUACACUCUCAGGUGGAUCCAGCGCUGUUUCUUAAAGCUCCCCCUCUCUCCCUCCUUUUUCUCUCUUUUUCUCUUUCUCUUUCUCUGUGUUAUUUCAUCCUGAUAUUAGCAAUUGGCAACCGACUGACUGCGCAGAGAGACGGGCCAGGAGGACGUGCUGAUGAAGGUGCUCUACUGCGGCAUCUGCCACACCGAUAUCCACCAGCUGAAGAACCACCUGGGCGCGUCCAAGUAUCCCAUGGUACCCGGGUACGAGCGGCCCCCCAUCUUCGCCGGCGACGGGGCACUUUCCGCGUUGGCCGGAGUUGUAAGAAACCUUUCAUUUUUUCUGUUUUCCCGGUGGCUUGCGCGUGCAGGCACGAGGUGGUGGGGGAGGUGAUUGAGGUAGGAUCUGCGGUGACACGGUUCCGGCGGGGGGACUUGGUCGGGUCGGGUGUGCUCGUGGGGUGCUGCCGCUCCUGCGGCGCCUGCACGGCCAACAUCGAGCAGUACUGCAACAAGAAGAUCUGGUCCUACAACGACGUCUACACCGACGGAAAGCCCACGCAGGGCGGCUUCUCCACCGCCAUGGUGGUCGACCAGAAGUGAGCUGAGGCCCCCCAACCCUCUCCUCUCGCUGCCCAUGUGCCCCCCAUCGUCAUCGCCACACCCAUCUAAAUGUUGGGUCGAUCUGACAGGGGCUGUUGAAAUGGGUUUUGCAGGUUCGUGGUGAAGAUCCCGGGGAACAUGGCGGCUGAGCAGGCGGCACCGCUGCUCUGCGCGGGGGUGACGGUGUUCAGCCCGCUGCGGCACUUCGGGCUGACGGAGCCGGGGCUGCGGGGGGGCGUCCUGGGGCUGGGCGGCGUGGGGCAUAUGGGCGUGAAGAUCGCCAAGGCCAUGGACCACCAUGUGACCGUGAUAAGCUCCUCCGACAAAAAGCACACCGAGGCGGUGGAGCACCUCGGUGCGGACGCCUUCGUCGUAAGCUCCGACGCCGAGCAGAUGGGCUCCAUCGCAGAGAGCCUCGACUACAUCAUCGACACCGUUCCCGUGGUGCACCCGCUGGAGCCGUACCUGUCCUUGCUGAAGUUGGACGGGAAGCUCAUCCUCAACGGGGUCAUCAACGAGCCCCUUAAGUUCCUCAGCCCCGUGGUGAUGCUGGGGAGGAAGGCCAUCACCGGGUCCUUUAUCGGAAGCAUGGACGAGACGCAGGAGAUGCUCGAGUUCUGCGCCGAGCGCGGACUGACCUCCAUGAUCGAGAUUGUCAAGAUGGACUACGUCAACAAGGCCCUCGAGAGGCUGGAGGGCAACGACGUCAGGUACCGCUUCGUCGUCGACGUCGCCGGCAGCAACCUUGACUGA